GGCGGGGCAUCACUCGUUUCUCGAACGUAUCCCGAAUACAGCCGAAUAACGCAUCUCUCGCAAUGGCACCGAAGGCUAGCGGAAAGGCGGUGAAGAAGGCCGGCAAGGCCGUGAAGAACAUCACCAAGGGCGACAAGAAGAAGCACAAGAAGCGCAGGAAGGAGAGCUACGCGAUCUACAUCUACAAGGUGCUGAAGCAGGUCCACCCCGACACCGGCGUGUCGAGCAAGGCCAUGAGCAUCAUGAACAGCUUCGUCAACGACAUCUUCGAGCGCAUCGCCGCCGAGGCCUCCCGGCUGGCCCACUACAACAAGAGGUCGACCAUCACCUCCCGGGAGAUCCAGACGGCCGUCAGGCUCCUGCUCCCCGGUGAGCUGGCCAAGCACGCCGUCAGUGAAGGCACCAAGGCCGUCACCAAGUACACCAGCUCCAAGUAAAUUGGAUGCGAUAUGACCAUUUGGCAAUUCUAAACAAUCGGCCCUUUUCAGGGCCAACAAUAAUUUAAAACGUUAAACAAAUUAUCGCUUUAUUAUUUUAUAUUCAAUAAAUUUUUAUUGUAUA
Molecule: messenger RNA, 561 nt
Organism: Nasonia vitripennis (jewel wasp)
Lineage: Eukaryota; Metazoa; Arthropoda; Insecta; Hymenoptera; Pteromalidae
Product: histone H2B
Exons: 1
Coding region: 63-437 (124 amino acids)
Cellular component (GO): nucleosome
Molecular function (GO): structural constituent of chromatin; DNA binding; protein heterodimerization activity
Source: RefSeq, a predicted model, not a curated record